CUCCACCGGGGCCAUGUCAGAGCGGGAAGAGCGGCGGUUUGUGGAGAUCCCUCGGGAGUCGGUGCGCCUCAUGGCAGAGAGCAUGGGCCUGGAGCUGAGCGACGAGAUGGCGGCCCUGCUCGCAGAGGAUGUGUGCUACCGGCUCAGAGAGGCCAUCCAGGUCCCCAGGCACCCCCCACCUUUUCUCAGGAUUUCUGGACUUUCCACGGGUGAGGCUGCCUACCCGGCGGGAGAGCCCCCUCCUCCCGGUCAGCCUGCUCUCCGCUCUCUUUCCCAGGCCGUGUGUGGGUACGGAGCCCAGGAGGCGCUGCCCCUGCGCCCCGUCAGGGAGGGUGAGCUCUACUUCCCUGAGGACCGGGAGGUGAACCUGGUGGAGCUGGCCCUGGCCACCAACAUCCCCAAAGGCUGUGCGGAGACGGCUGUGAGAGUUCAUGUCUCCUACCUGGACGGCAAAGGGAACCUGGCGCCUCAAGGAUCGGUGCCCAGCGCUGUGUCUUCACUGACCGAUGACCUGCUCAAGUACUACCAGCAAGUGACUCGCGCUGUCCUGGGGGACGACCCACAGCUGAUGAAGAUUGCUCUCCAGGACCUGCAGACCAACUCCAAGAUCGCAGCGCUCCUGCCUUACUUUGUUUAUGUGGUCAGUGGGGUGAAGUCUGUGAGCCACGAUUUGGAGCAGCUGCACCGGCUCUUGCAAGUGGCCCGGAGCCUGGUUCGGAACCCGCACCUCUGCCUGGGACCCUAUGUCCGCUCUCUGGUGGGCAGUGUCCUCUACUGCGUCCUGGAGCCCCUGGCUGCCUCCAUCAACCCCCUGAAUGACCACUGGACUCUGCGGGAUGGUGCCGCCCUCCUUCUCAGCCACAUCUUCUGGACUCACGGGGACCUUGUCAGUGGCCUCUAUCAGCAGAUCCUGCUGUCCCUGCAGAAGGUCUUGGCAGACCCUGUGCGGCCUCUCUGCUCUCACUACGGGGCUGUGGUGGGGCUGCACGCCCUUGGCUGGAAGGCAGUGGAGCGCGUCCUGUACCCACACCUGUCCACCUACUGGACAAACCUGCAGGCCGUGCUGGAUGACUACUCCGUAUCCAAUGCCCAGGUGAAAGCGGACGGGCACAAGGUCUACGGCGCCAUUCUGGUGGCCGUGGAGCGGCUGCUGAAGAUGAAGGCGCAGGCGGCAGAGACCCACCGCAGUGGGCCUGGCGGCAGGGGGUGCCGGCGCCCCGACGAC
This is a messenger RNA of Myotis lucifugus (little brown bat), 1225 nucleotides long. RefSeq names its product TATA-box binding protein associated factor 6 like (gene TAF6L). Gene Ontology annotation, molecular function: protein heterodimerization activity; transcription coactivator activity; RNA polymerase II general transcription initiation factor activity. The record is from RefSeq and is a predicted model, not a curated record. Gene Ontology annotation, cellular component: transcription factor TFIID complex; SAGA complex; SLIK (SAGA-like) complex. Gene Ontology annotation, biological process: RNA polymerase II preinitiation complex assembly; transcription initiation at RNA polymerase II promoter. Lineage: Eukaryota; Metazoa; Chordata; Mammalia; Chiroptera; Vespertilionidae.